AUGUACGCCGCUCAGAAUAUAACGCCAACAGUUUUGGAUGCCAUGAACGGAAAUGUUUCCGAAUGGUAUAACGAAUGCGAUAAUGCCAUUAGAAGGUCAGAAAUAGUUCCUGGAACUUACGAAUAUACAACUGCUGUUUCUUAUGGAAACGUAGGUGAGUUUGGAGAAGGUUCUUCAACAACAGUAGAUAUUGCUUGCGACAGGUUUCAUAUUAUUUCUAUUGACAACUCAUUCUUAUACGUGGAACAAGACAUUGAAAUAAAACCUUCUUCCAAGUUGUCUGACAAGAAAGGUUGCAAUGGAAUUUUCUAUGUCGGAUACCAAUAUGCUCCAGAAGUUUUCAUGGGAUAUAAGAUAUAUUCUAACUCUGACUUAGUUCAAACAGUAACAUGGGCAAACUAUGAAUGGUUCGCUUUGAGAAACUCAGUACAACCACAAGCUAGAGAACAAACAGACCAGUAUGCAACUAUUGAGAAAAUAAGAAGACUUGACCCUAACGUUCCAGGAGUUUAUGUUAACCUUUCUGGUUCAGAUGGAACUGCUGCCACUAAAGUAAAACUGAAACUUAGAGUUCCUUUGUCAUCUUUCCUCAUCUUCAGGUUUUUAA
This is a messenger RNA of Trichomonas vaginalis G3, 607 nucleotides long. RefSeq lists its product as uncharacterized. Lineage: Eukaryota; Parabasalia; Trichomonadida; Trichomonadidae. The annotation marks the transcript as partial. The transcript has a single exon. The record is from RefSeq and is a predicted model, not a curated record.